Messenger RNA from Cherax quadricarinatus, 2177 nucleotides. Its product is annotated as solute carrier family 25 member 16. Gene Ontology annotation, molecular function: coenzyme A transmembrane transporter activity. Gene Ontology annotation, biological process: mitochondrial coenzyme A transmembrane transport. Gene Ontology annotation, cellular component: mitochondrial inner membrane. Lineage: Eukaryota; Metazoa; Arthropoda; Malacostraca; Decapoda; Parastacidae. The record is from RefSeq and is a predicted model, not a curated record.
CUUACUUCUCAGGUUUGGCAGGAAUGUGUGCGAAGACCACAGUGGCGCCUCUGGACCGUAUUAAGAUACUUCUACAAGCACAUAACAAACACUACAAAAAUGAUGGAGUAUUGAGUGGCUUACGAAAUAUUGUGGCUCGGGAGAGCGUUUGGGCCCUAUACAAGGGUAAUGGUGCACAAAUGGUCCGAAUCUUUCCCUAUGCUUCAACACAGUUCACAUCAUUUGAGUUAUACAAAAAGGUGCUAAACAGCAUAUGGGGUAACAAUAAAUACUUGAGUAAAGGCACUUCAGCUGUUGCUGGUUCACUGGCCGGGGUGACUGCUGUCUUUCUUACGUAUCCCCUGGACACUAUACGUGCAAGACUAGCCUUCCAGGUGUCAGGAGAACAUGUGUACACUGGCAUUGUUAAUGCUGCAGUAACUAUAUUCAAGUCAGAAGGUGGAUUUCGAGCCUUGUAUCGAGGAUUUACUGCAACUGUAUGUGGGAUGAUUCCCUAUGCUGGCCUUAGCUUCUAUUGCUUUGAACAGAUGAAGUAUUUAUGCAUGAAGCAUCUCCCAGAUUAUACCUGCAAAGCUUGUGAAAAAAAUACAGGUGGGUUAGUACUAGUAGUUCCUGCUAAACUUCUGUGUGGAGGCUUGGCUGGUGCUGUGGCACAAAGCUUCUCGUAUCCCUUUGAUGUUACACGGCGGAGAAUGCAGCUGGCCUGGAUGACUGAAGAGACUCGCAAGUUUGGGAUGGGUAUGGUGGAUACAUUGCGUCUUAUCUACAAGGAGAAUGGCAUUACUCGAGGUGCCCUGCGACUUAUGAUGGUUCAACUUUACUAUGUUGCAAAAGCUAUUACUACUUUGGAGGUGAAGCUUAAGAUAAUUACCCAUCAUGAAGGCAGAAAGUCUGUAACUUGUAUAUUGUUUUUACUUUUCAAUACUGGUAUUUAUUUAGUAAUUACACCUACCAUCCGACUUACGACCUGCUCGACUUAUGACCGUGUUUUUUAUGCCAAAUUUCUGGGAAAUAAACAACUAUUUGUGUUGUACAGUGUUUAUCCUAAACCUUACAGUAUAAAAUACAGUACUAACAACAUAAAAAGUAAAGUAAAACAUGAAAUACCAAAAUAAAACAAUAAAAUAGUCAUUACAAAAAUGUUUUGUUGAUAUUCAGUAGUAAAGUUUGACUGAUGACCGGUUUCUCGGAACCAAACUCGGUCGUAAGUCGGAUGGUAGGUGUAUUUGUUUAUUCAGAGAGUUAUUUACAUAUUUAGCAUAUAUUUGUAUUUGACUUAGCAUAUGUUCAUAUUUUCGACUUAGGUUCGUCAGAACAUAUUAUUAUUAUUAUAAUAAUCAAAAAGAAGCGCUAAGCCACAAGGGCUAUACAGCUCGUCAGAACAUAACCGCAUUGUAAGUCGAGGAGCACCUGUUAAUAUGCAGCCUUUACUCACUUAACGAUGGAGUUCCAUUCCUAAGACUGUCGGUAAAUGAAUUUGUCACUAAGGAGCAUACUAUAAUGGUGGUGGGUUUGUCGACCAUCUUUGAUAUUGCUUUGUCACCUUUGCACCAUUUAUAACAUUUUUAGUAUAUUUUCUAAAUGUUUAUACAGUAGUUUACUGUAUAUUGUAAUACAGAAUAGAGGAAAUCAGCUCUAAUAUACAUUAUUUAGGUAUACAUACUGGUCCGAGAGCCCGUCGUAAGUCAGUCGUCAGUAAACUAAUGCGUUGCUAAGUGAGGAGAGGCUGUACAGUAAAGGUAACAUUUGUUAGAGCGCCGGCUUGCCAUAGGUUCGAAUCCUGUGUACUUUUUGAAGUGUUAAAAUUCUGAGUCUGAGACAACAUAUUUGUAAGAUUAUUAUUAUUCCUUUUAAUGCUCUGUGUAAUAAGUUUUGCAAAAAAUUACUAUCACUUUUGUUACUUAACUAUGAAUUAUAUAUAUUUUUUUUUUUUUUUUGCAGUUUUAAAUACAGUAUUUUAAUACCUAUUGUUUUGUUUAUGAUCAGUGUGUGUGUGUGUGUGUGUGUGUGUGUGUGCGUGUGUGUGUGUCCUCUGAAUCAUAGAUACUUUUCUGAGUCAGGGGCUGAGGGGGCCUACAGUGCAUGCAAAAGAAAUCAUCGACUCUGUAAAAAUUAUCAACAUUUUACAUAAAAAAAAAAAAUUAAUAAAAGGAGAAAUGAUACAAUGAACUGAAAAC